Messenger RNA from Nematolebias whitei (Rio pearlfish), 1654 nucleotides. It is a transcript of the gene gas7b, whose product is annotated as growth arrest-specific 7b. Gene Ontology annotation, biological process: actin filament polymerization; neuron projection morphogenesis. Bases 1 to 1425 code for a protein of 474 amino acids. Gene Ontology annotation, molecular function: actin filament binding. Gene Ontology annotation, cellular component: actin filament; cytoplasm; plasma membrane. Lineage: Eukaryota; Metazoa; Chordata; Actinopteri; Cyprinodontiformes; Rivulidae. The transcript is spliced from 14 exons. The record is from RefSeq and is a predicted model, not a curated record.
AUGUCCGGAUCGUACUGCAGAAGUUUGUACCGGUUCAGCGGGGACCAGCACCAGCAGGGACUGGACUUCGAGGCCGGGGAGAUCAUUAAGGUGGUCCAGGUUCUGCCCGGAGGAUGGUGGGAGGGCGAGAAGGAUGGAGUCCGGGGUUGGUUCCCCUCCACCUACGUUCAGGUUCUGGAGAAAGCAGCAUCUCUGAGUCAGCUGCCCGUCGAAGACCUCAAAGACCCUCUUCCUCCUCACUGGAGAUGUUACAUGUCUCCACAAGGUCGGCGGUACUAUGUUGACACCACGACCAACGAAACAACGUGGGAGAGACCAUCCAGUACUCCAGGGACCCCCAAGAACUCCUUCAGACACAAGAGCUCUCUGCCAGCAGUGAAUGGAUUUCACUCCAGUGGUAGUCCCUCACAUCCUGUGGAGUCUUCACACAACAGUCUGGUCAGGAAGAGCAGCUCAGAGCUGCAGAGUCCGGGGUCAACGUCGCCUACCAGGAAACAAAACAAAGAGUCCACGGUCACGAUCAACUCUGUGACGUUUCCAUCAUUGGCCUUCAUGUCUGAACAACAGCUGCUGAAACCAAACGAAUGGAGCUACUGUGACUUUUUCUGGGCUGACAGGAAGGAUUCCCAGGGAAACGGCUGCAUCUCAGGAUUUGAAGUUUUGGUGCAGAAACAGCUGAAGGGUAAACAGAUGCAGAAAGAGAUGGCCGAGUUCAUACGAGAGAGGAUAAAGAUAGAAGAAGAGUACGCCAAGAAUCUUUCAAAGCUCUCCCAGAUUCAUCUUGGAGGACAGGAAGAAGGGACUUUGGGAGAAGCUUGGGCUCAGCUCAAAAAGAGCCUGGCAGACGAAGCCGAAGUUCAUCUGAAGUUUUCUUCAAAGCUCCAGAGUGAAGUGGAGAAACCUCUGCUGGUGUUCAGGGAGAACUUUAAGAAGGACAUGAAGAGGUUCGACCACCACAUCGCCGACCUCAGGAAGCAGCUUGUAGGUCGAUAUGCCACUGUGGAGAAGGCCCGUAAAGCUCUCAGUGACAGGCAGAAAGAGUUGGAGUUAAAGACCCAGCAGCUGGAGACGAAGCUCAGCAACAAGAACGAAGAAGAGAUCAAGAAGGCUCGCAGGAAGUCCACACAGGCAGGAGACGACCUGAUGCGCUGCGUCGACCUGUAUAACCAGUCCCAGUCCAAGUGGUUCGAGGAGAUGGUCACCACCAGCCUGGAGCUGGAGAGGUUGGAGAUGGAGCGAAUCGAGAUGAUCAGGCAGCACCUUUGUCAGUACACAACUCUUCGACACGAGACGGACAUGUUCAACCAAAGUACCGUGGAGCCGGUGGACCAGCUCCUGCAGAGUGUGGACUCGGCCAAAGACAGAGAACUGUGGGUGCGGGAGAACAAGACGGGUGAAAUCAGGCCGGUGGACAUAGAGAUCUGACCUCAGAGGUGUCUGAUGAGCAAAGAAACUGUGACCCAGAAGCUCCAGGUCUGAGGACGUGGCUGUUAGUGUAUGUCUGUGAUUCGGAUCAGUAACAACCCUAAACACUGAUCCAUACAUGACUCGCAACAAACGGAGGAACAGCUGGUUGCUCUCAUCCCUGCUGAGAUGAUGUCAGUUUUUGGGAGGAGUUUAAGCUUUGUUUUAACGAACUGAUUCCUAGUUCUGA